Molecule: messenger RNA, 1050 nt
Organism: Perca flavescens (yellow perch)
Lineage: Eukaryota; Metazoa; Chordata; Actinopteri; Perciformes; Percidae
Gene: sf3b6
Product: splicing factor 3b, subunit 6
Exons: 4
Coding region: 177-554 (125 amino acids)
Cellular component (GO): cytoplasm; nucleus
Molecular function (GO): mRNA binding
Source: RefSeq, a predicted model, not a curated record
ACUGCGCUGUUUUUGCACCCAUUCGCUAAAUCGGAAACCGGAAUUCCGUCACCACCAAGUGAACUGACUACCGCUGCCAUUUUAACCUAACGGGAAGAGUGGAGAGAUAGCUAGCUAGCUGGGAAACUGCGUGUUUGUUGUUCAGUGGUCUUAUUUACACCUACAACACUUUCACCAUGGCUAUGCAAGCAGCGAAACGCGCUAAUAUCCGAUUGCCUCCCGAGGUGAACAGAAUCCUGUACGUCAGGAACCUUCCUUACAAGAUCACAGCGGAGGAAAUGUACGAUAUCUUUGGGAAAUAUGGACCAAUACGUCAAAUCAGAACAGGCAACACACCUGAAUCGAGAGGAACGGCUUAUGUGGUUUACGAAGACAUCUUUGACGCCAAGAACGCCUGCGACCAUCUGUCAGGCUUCAACGUCUGCAACCGUUACCUGGUGGUCCUCUACUACAACGCAAACAGAGCUUUCCAGAAGAUGGACACAAAGAAGAAAGAGGAACAGCUGAAGCUUCUAAAAGAGAAAUACGGCAUCAACACAGACCCUCCAAAGUAGCGUUCAUCCACCUCCACGCCUCUCGCCUCCAUGUUAAGAAUCUUUCUUUCUCUGUCUGUACAAACCUCCCAGGUUCCUUGGUUUUAUGCUAGUGUCACAGAUACAGAUUUAAAAAUGAAAUUAAGAGUUUGAUUUUUUUUUUCUCUCAUCAGCAAAUAUGUGUGAGGUUGAACACCGUUUAGACCGGCAGUAUGUGAGUUAACAUCAGGGCAGGGAGCUGUUGUUCACUCAUCUGUUUGGUUGAUGAUUCUGUCAAAGUGGUUGACCAGCGGGACAAAUUUAGAUGGUGACUGGUCACACUACUCACCCUGGGUAAGAUGUUGAAAUCUCUCAGAGCAUGUCACUUUACAGUUUUUUUACUCUUUUCAUACUUCUAAAAUCUUACCUUAAUUUAAAGCCGUGGUCAUGCAGUGUGUGUGUGAUAUCCAAUUGAGUUGAUCAGUACACACUAUCUAAAGUGUAUGGUUUCUGUAAAAUAAAUGUCCCUUUUCUUAAA